Molecule: messenger RNA, 598 nt
Organism: Ictidomys tridecemlineatus (thirteen-lined ground squirrel)
Lineage: Eukaryota; Metazoa; Chordata; Mammalia; Rodentia; Sciuridae
Gene: Gngt2
Product: G protein subunit gamma transducin 2
Biological process (GO): G protein-coupled receptor signaling pathway
Cellular component (GO): heterotrimeric G-protein complex
Molecular function (GO): G-protein beta-subunit binding
Source: RefSeq, a predicted model, not a curated record
UCUGCUUUAUCCAAAGAUUUUCAGCUGAUGAAGAGCUAGGAGGCUCAAACACCAUCUUGCCUGGGUCUUGGAGAAGUGACUUGGAGUGCUCUUCUCGGCAGGGUCACCCUAAAUUGCCAGGGCUAGACACAAACUUGUGAUCCUCCUGCCUCAGUUUCCCAAGUCACUGGGAUUCAAGGCGUGUGCCACUGUGCCCUGCCAUAUGCAUUAUUUUUCUGCUUCUCACAACAAUCCUGUGAGGGCCAGGUCUCUUUAGGGCAAAAUGGCGCAAGAUCUCAGUGAAAAGGAGCUACUGAAGAUGGAAGUGGAACAGCUAAAGAAAGAAGUGAAGAACACAAGAGUUCCGAUUUCCAAGUCAGGAAAGGAUAUCAAGGAUUAUGUGGAGGCCCAGGCAGGGAACGACCCUCUUCUCAAAGGCGUCCCUGAGGACAAGAAUCCCUUCAGGGAGAAAGGCUCCUGCAUGAUAAGCUGAUGGCUCUGGGCACCUCCCCCUGCUUGUCUGUCCCUCCUCAGCCAGGACCAAGUGUUCUGGGAACCCAGAAAACUAGUGAUUGUUCACCUUCUCUUGUCACGGAAUCAGUAAAGAUACUUGAAUGAA